AUGAACUUUCCAACCAUUUUAAGGACAGCAUCUUUCCAGUUACGUCAUUAUGUAACUAUACCUGUUAAAUCCACACGCACUCAGGGAAGACGUCGUAAUUUACUCAUCGCAGGAAGCACGCUACUCACAGGAGUUAUCCUUUACGAAACUAAUGAAAAAUGUCACGAUAGCCUUCAUCAUUCAUUCCUAACACUAAAAAGAGUGGGUGUUGUGGGGAAUGCAACGGUAAGAUGUUUCUAUCACUAUAAGCGAGCACUAAAUAGAAAAUAUGAAGACAGGGAAUCUCGAUUGCGAGCUCUUGACGUGUGUCACAAGAAAUGUGCCCUAAUUACGUUACAUGCAUUGCAAUCCAAUGGUGGGAUAUACAUUAAAUUAGGUCAGCACAUAGGUGCAAUGACCUAUCUGCUACCGAAAGAAUGGACGGAGACCAUGAUUCCUUUACAGGAUCAAUGUCCGGAAUCUACCUUAGAAGAAAUUGAUGGGAUGUUUAUGACGGAUUUGGGGCAAUCCGUGGCAGACCUAUUUGAUGAGUUUCAUUCUGUCCCCAUCGGCGUAGCGUCGUUAGCUCAAGUGCAUGUCGGUAGGUUAAAAUCUGUGGAUGGAUUGGUUGCUGUUAAAUGCCAACAUCCGACCUUGAAAGAAUUCGUGCCAUUAGAUGUUGCCCUAACAAAAACUGUUUUUAAAUUAUUAGAUUUGGUGUUCCCAGAAUACCCUUUAACCUGGCUGGGUGAUGAGUUGCAAUCAUCAAUCUAUGUGGAACUAGAUUUUACCAAGGAAGCAGAGAAUGCCAUUGCCACAUCUAAAUAUUUUGAAAAAUUUAAGAAACAAACAGCCUUAAAAGUCCCUAAUGUUAUUAGUGCCAAUAAGAGGAUACUAAUAAUGGAAUAUGUGGAGGGGAAGCGGUUAGAUGAUUUAAAAUUUUUGGAUGAUAAUGGUAUUUCUAGAGGAGAAGUUUCUGCAUGUUUAUCGCAUAUCUUCAAUAAUAUGAUUUUUACACCUAAUGUUGGUUUGCAUUGUGAUCCUCAUGGGGGGAAUUUAGCAAUACGAACAGUGAAAAAGAGUUCUUCCAAUAAUAAUCAUAAUUUUGAAAUUAUAUUGUUUGAUCAUGGUUUGUAUAGAUAUCCUGACACUCAGUUAAGGAGAGAUUAUGCUAGAUUUUGGUUGGCAUUGUUAGAUCAGGAUCAGAAAAGGAUGAAGGUGUAUGCUAAGAGGUUUGCACAUAUUGGAGAUGAGGAAUUUCCAUUAUUUGCAGCUGCGAUAACGGGACGAAGUAUAGAUACUGCAUUGCAUUAUGAUAUAUCAAAAAAGAGGAGCAAAGAGGAGAUGGAUGUCAUGGCGGAAGGUAUUAUGGAGGGUACCUUUCUUUCUGAUUUAAUGGCUAUAUUGUCUAAGAUUCCCAGCACAGUUUUAUUAAUUUUAAAGACGAAUGAUUUAACUAGAUAUUUGGAUGAAUGCCUACAGAAUCCAUUGGGUCCCGAGAGAACAUUUCUAAUAAUGUCCCAAUAUUGUGCAAGAACAGCAUAUGAUGAAGAUCGAGAGAAUAUUUCUUUGGAUUAUAAUAAAUGGAGUUUGACAUGGUUUUGGAAAAAUUUGACAUCAUGGAUUCAAUUUGAAAAAAGGAAGAACCAAUUAGUUUUGUAUGAUUUUAUUCUAUGGUGGAGACAAAUAAUAAGAACUAUAUAG
Molecule: messenger RNA, 1683 nt
Organism: Naumovozyma castellii
Lineage: Eukaryota; Fungi; Ascomycota; Saccharomycetes; Saccharomycetales; Saccharomycetaceae
Gene: CQD2
Product: Cqd2p
Exons: 1
Coding region: 1-1683 (560 amino acids)
Source: RefSeq, a predicted model, not a curated record